This is a messenger RNA of Paramuricea clavata, 3315 nucleotides long. NCBI's taxonomy places the organism in Eukaryota, Metazoa, Cnidaria, Anthozoa, Malacalcyonacea, Plexauridae. The record is from the annotation of a GenBank genome assembly.
AUGAAUUUACAUAAAUGGUUUAAUUUUAAACAUGUACUCAUCGAAGUGAUGUCAAUAAAAGUAGCGCCCUUUCGGGCUGUGGAAAAGUGAAUCGGCCAUAGGCGUAUAGGACCUAUCGCAAUUGGGAGUCUGAGGUUUGUUUCUCCAAAAUUUUCUGCGUCCCUCGAAUUUUAUGAGUAAAUCAGUCAUUAGCAAAUGGACCUAUUCCCUAAUGAACAGAAUUUUGAUCGAGACAAGUCUACUGUAGACAAACAUUUCACCACAGCUUGAAAGAACAUCACAGAAUUAGUAAUAUUCCACGCCUGACAAAAAUGCAUGGCUAAGCGUCAACGUGCUUCACCUUCUUUAAUUUUCAUUCUGUUUCUACAAAAUUUCCCAUGAACAUAGACAUAUACAUAUGACAUAUGAACAUAUGACAUCAUCAUAUGAUAUAUAUAUGAUAUAUAUAUAUAUGAUAUAUAUAUAUAUAUAUAUGAUAUAUGAUAUAUUUAUAUGAUAUUUCCCAUGAACAUAUGACAUCAUCUGUCUUUGUGAAACCUGGUUAAAUGAUUCUGUUCUAAACAAUGAAUUGCUUCCUGGAUAUUCAAUCCACCGCCGCGACAGACAAGCGCAGAUCGGUGGAGGUGUGCUAGUGGCCGUAAGAACAAAUAUAGAAAGCCGCCGUCGGGAAGACCUCGAAAGGGAGAACAUUGAGCUAAUCGCUGUUGAAAUUCACAAAAGUUGUAGUAAGCCAUUGCUCCUGUAUACAUUCUAUCGUCCUCCUCAAUCCCCGCCCAACGUUCUAAACCAACUUAACUCUUCACUUCAAGACUCCCCUGAGUCCAGUUGCAUCGUCCUGCUGGGAGACUUUAACUUACCCACCAUUUCGUGGUCUGAAGAUCAGUCUGCACCGCUGAAUGCCAGAGGACUCGCGGAUGAUGACAUUUUCUGUAACUUUGUGGACGACAAUUUCAUUCAUCAAUCCAUAAAAGGUCCUACCCAUAUCGCUGGUAAUAAGCUUGAUCUAUUAUUGUGUAACCACCCCGAGGUUAUCGAAAAUGUUACUGCAGUCUCUCCUGAAGAACAUAAUUUCCCGACAGAUCAUCACAUUAUAGAAUUUCGGGUUAAAUUAAGAUUUAAACGAGCAAAGCCAAUUACGCGUACGACCUACAAUUAUAAGCAUGGGAAUUUCAAUGACCUACGCAGCUUCCUUCUUCGUGAACCCCUGGACAUUGAUCUUUCAGACGAUAUUGAUGUUUGCUGGUCAAAAUGGAAGAAUUUGUUUUCAAAAGCAGUAGCCAAAUUCAUUCCCGUUAAAACAAUCAAGGACACCAAUUCCCCACCGUGGAUCGACGGAGGAGUGCGUCACUUAAUUCGUAAGAAAUAUGUUGCUCUGAGAAAAUUUCGAGAAUCGAAAACCGUUGUAAGAAAGCUAAAGCUACGCACAGCUACUCAAAACGUCAAGAGUCUCAUCAAAAGAAAACAUCGCGAGUACCUAGCUAAAGUUGAAGACUCGCUCAGCAGUAACCCUAAGCAUUUUUGGAGCUAUCACAAAGCCAUUCUCCAUCAUCGGACUAGUCCAAGCACCAUAAUUACAUAUGACGGUGCCACAGCUAAAACUGCAUCAGAAAAAGCAAACCUUUUCAACCAAUAUUUCUCUUCAACGUUCUCACAUCCAAGCACUGAUAAUGCGGUCAAUGAAGUUACAUCAAGCCACUCAUUUCCUUUAAAGACGGACAUGCUACUAUCCAACAUUACCCUUUGUGUCGAAGAGGUCUCGGAUUGUCUAAAUUCCCUGGACACAACAAAAGCCUGCGGCCCAGACGGGAUACCCUCUAGGCUCUUGAAGGAAUGUUGUCAACAAAUUGCACCAAGUCUUUGUACCAUCUUCAACCACUCUCUCAUUUGCGGUCGCUUUCCUUCCGAGUGGAAAUCUGCCAACGUCACGCCUGUCCACAAGAAAAACUCCAAAGAACCAGCCGAAAAUUAUAGACCUAUUUCCCUGCUAUCAAUUGUGAGUAAAGUCAUGGAACGCUGCGUCUACAAUCACAUGUACGCUGACGUUAUUCAACUAAUUUCGCCACUACAACAUGGAUUUCUGAGAAAGCGUUCAUGUAUAACACAACUGCUCUCGGUACUUCACAACAUUGGUCAAAAUCUUGACAAUAACACCCAGUCGGAUGUUUUGUACCUUGAUCUUGCCAAAGCAUUUGACUCGGUUGACCAUCAAAUACUUGUUGAGAAACUAAAAUGCUACGGCGUGGCUGGACGACUCCUGGACUGGUUCACUGACUACCUGAACGGUCGAACUCAAAGGGUUGUGAUCGACGGUGCUGUAUCCCAGUGGGUCCCUGUUACCUCCGGGGUGCCUCAAGGAAGUAUCCUGGGUCCCUUAUUAUUUGUUAUAUUCAUUAACGAUCUCCCUGAAAUUAUUCCAAAUGGUACCAAUACAGCACUGUUCGCGGACGAUACCAAAUUACAUCGAAACAUCUCGUCUCUGACUGACUGCGAGGGUUUACAGCAAGCCCUCAGCAACAUUAACAUCUGGAGCCAGCAGAGCAAUAUGAAAUUCAACAGCACAAAAUGUAAAGUUCUCACCAUUACACGCAAGCAAAAUCCUGUGGUUUACGAUUACCAACUUGGUUCUGCCAUAUUAACCCGCGUUCAGCAAGAGAAAGAUCUUGGAGUUACUAUAUCAUCCAAACUCACCUGGCAUCAUCACAUAUCUGUAAUUGUUGCAAAGGCAAACAAGUUAUUAGGUCUUCUUAAGAGAACUUGCCCACUGUUAACUGAUAUUCAAGUGAGACGGACAUUAUACUUAUCUCUUGUCAAGUCACAGUUAUGUUAUGCUACCCAAGUUUGGUCCCCGGCGCAGGACAUGCUCAAAGCCAAGCUUGAAAGAGUACAGAGGCGAGCUACCAAAUGGAUCUUCGGUUACAAAGGCAAAGAAAUGUCUUACCACCAAAGAUUGCAGUUGCUCCACUUAUUGCCUUUAUGCUACGACAGAGAAAUCAAAGAUCUAACCUUUUUCUACAAGGCCCUAUAUGGGUACAUCGACGUGAACGUCAAUAAAUAUAUUGCAUUUAUAGGCCAUGGCCGCACCAGACACAGCCAGAUUCCUUUAGUUAUGAAAGCUCCACGUUGUAAGACAAACGCUUUUCAGGCAUCCUUUUACAACCGGAUUGUCAAACUCUGGAACACUAUUUGCAAAUCAGCUCCUGUGCAUGGCUUUUCCAACAUCUCAUCAUUUAAACAAUUACUCAAGCAAACAUACCUGACUUUAUUCAAUGCAUCCUUUGACAUAGACUUCCCGUGCACAUGGACACUGUCUCGUGA